AUGAGUGAUUUAGCUGUUUUUGCGACCCUUUUACUUAUUUCCACUGCAGAAGCUUCAAAUUCUAGGAGCCACGCCUGUGGCUCGGCGCAUGCAGCUUCCCCGCCUAGAAUAACUUCAUCAGCUCCAGCUCCAGCUCCAGCCCUAGCUCCAGCUCCAGCCUUUUCCGCUGAAUCACCCGAAAAUGAUCCGGCACCUGAUGCUGCAAUGAUAUUUGAUGUUACCAUGUAUGGAGCAGUGGGAGAUGGUAAGACAGAGAAUGGCAUGGCAUUCUUAGCAGCAUGGGAUGAUGCAUGCAAUCAUCCUGGAAAAUCCACUUUAUUAGUACCCAAUGGGACAUUCUUCAUUGGCCCAAUCUCAUUUAUUGGCCCUUGUCAAAACAAUCAAUCCCCAAAGGUAGAGAUCAGAGGGACUUUGAAGGCUCCUUCCAGCCUCAAGGCCUUCCCCACACCCUCCUGGAUUAUGUUCCGACAAUUGCAGAGCCUGAUUCUCACUGGAGAAACCACAACAAACACAUCUUUGUUUGAUGCCCAAGGAGAAGAAUCAUGGAGACAUGCCGAUUGCAGACACAAACUAAAAUGCCAGUUCCCUACAUCAAUAAUAUUGGUCAAUGUUACAAAUGGGAAUAUCAGCAACAUCACUCUAAAGAAUGGCAAGGGAUUCCAUAUGGGCAUCAUAAACAGUGACAAUGUCACUGUCCAUGGCGUCAACAUUACAGCCCCCUGGAACAGCCCCAACACCGAUGGCGUCCACAUCGGUUACUCCACCAACAUCCACAUCACUUCUUCCACAAUUGGAGUCGGAGAUGACUGCGUCUCCAUUGGACCCGGCAGCAUCAACAUAACUGUUUUCAACACCAAAUGUGGCCCAGGUCAUGGUAUCAGUGUGGGGAGCCUAGGCAAAUACUCAGCUGAGAAGGAUGUGGUGGGAGUCAGAGUGAAGAACUGUACAAUCAAUGGCACCCAAAAUGGGGUCAGGAUCAAAACAUGGCCCGGAUCUCCGGCAAGCAAGGCGUCUAGUUUUUGGUUUGAGGACAUUGUAAUGAUCAAUGUCUCAAACCCCAUAAUCAUAGAUCAAGAGUACUGUCCCUGGUCUACCUGCACCAGCUCCAAAUGUAAAGGUUUAUCUGGCCCUGUAGACACAACGAUGGGGAACGUGUUGUCAUAUCAUAUACACAAACAGAAAAUCUCUCUAACCUUACUGAUCUAUUGUUCUUAUUUUUUUCUCUGCGCUCAGCCCUCGCUUGUGAAGCUCAGUGACAUUCAUUUCACGAACAUCAGGGGCACUUUUAAUACCAAGUCUGCAGUAGCUUUGAUGUGCAGUUCUAGUGUUCCUUGCGAGGAUAUACAGCUUCUUAACAUUAAUCUGACCCACACAAUGGCAAGCAGCCUUCAAGGAGGAGGUCACUUGAGUGUGAAGGGUGCUCUUCAUCGUCUAGAAAUUAAUGGUUCUAGCUUCUGA
Vitis vinifera (wine grape) is the source of this 1458-nucleotide messenger RNA. RefSeq names its product exopolygalacturonase. The coding region runs from base 1 to 1458 and encodes 485 amino acids. The record is from RefSeq and is a predicted model, not a curated record. NCBI's taxonomy places the organism in Eukaryota, Viridiplantae, Streptophyta, Magnoliopsida, Vitales, Vitaceae. The transcript is spliced from 5 exons. Gene Ontology annotation, molecular function: polygalacturonase activity. Gene Ontology annotation, biological process: carbohydrate metabolic process.